AUGGAUCCCUCGUCCAUCAAGAAGGCGCCACGGCGGCGCGACGACCGGUGUGUCGAGAAUCGACAGCCGUCCCUCCGAGCUUUGCCCCUCGGCAUCAAGCAAAAGGGGAUUCUCGCCACGUGCAAUUACGUGGCCCGACGUCGUGGUGUCAAGAAGCUUAUGCCCAUCGCCCAGGCCAGGAAGAUCUGUCCAGACCUUGUGCUGGCCGACGGCGAGGACCUGUCUCCCUUCCGCGACGUGUCCAAGCGCUUGCACGCUCUGCUUCGGUCUUACUCGUGGAACGGCAAGGUCGAGCGUCUGGGGCUUGAUGAGGUAUUCCUAGAUGUCACCGACAUUGUCUCGUACAAUGUCGAGCUAUUGAACAAAAACUCCCUGCGCCAGUCCUAUUUUUGUCUGUCUCGGUCAGACCCGGAGGUCGGAUUCGAGUAUGAUGCCACGUGCUUUGCCGGGUGCGUGUUCGGCGGCGAUGGCGUACCAUCUUACGAGAAUGCCUUGUGCGUGCGCCUUUUGGUGGCGUCUCACCUGGCCAGAUAUCUCAGAUUGAAGAUCGAGGCGGAGGGGUACACCAGCGCGUGCGGGAUAUCCACCAACAAACUGCUCGCGAAACUAGUUGGUGACAAGAAUAAGCCGCAGAAUCAGACAGUGCUCCUUGCCCUAUGCCAAGAAGAUGUCGUCUCCUUCAUGGACGAGCACAGCCUCCGUAAGGUCCCCGGGAUCGGCUCCAAGACGACCCGCGUGCUGGAAGGCUUUGUCCUCGGCAAGGAACCGGAGCCAGACACGCACUCGAUGGAGUGUUCGACCACCGUAGGCCAGGUCCGAACCCACCCCGGCAUCGCCCCGGCAACCCUCUCCCGGCUCCUCUCCGGACCGGGCUCCGAGAAAGGCCUCGGCCCCAAAGUAUGGGCCCUGCUCCACGGCGUAGACGACACCGACGUCAAGCCGGCCCGUGACGUCCCCACCCAGAUCAGCAUCGAGGACUCGUACCGGGGGCUCAACCACCCCUCCGAGAUCCACCGCGAGCUGCUCGCCAUCACCACCUCGCUGCUCCGGCGCAUGCACACGGACCUGCUCGCAGAGGAGGACGAUGACCACGAACCCCCCCAUCCCACCACCGCCACCACCGCGUCGCGCAGGUGGCUUGCUCGCUCCAAAACGAUCCGCCUCUCUACGCGGCCCUUCACCACGCCACAGGAUGACAAGCCCUACAACUGGGGCGCGCCACUCGCGCAGUUGCCCACUACCAUCCUUUGUCUUCCAUACCCGGCAGCACAACCAACAACGCCACAACAAACAAGCCCUCCACCCCUCUAA
Messenger RNA from Chaetomium globosum CBS 148.51, 1311 nucleotides. RefSeq lists its product as uncharacterized. NCBI's taxonomy places the organism in Eukaryota, Fungi, Ascomycota, Sordariomycetes, Sordariales, Chaetomiaceae. Gene Ontology annotation, molecular function: damaged DNA binding; DNA-directed DNA polymerase activity. The record is from RefSeq and is a predicted model, not a curated record. The transcript has 2 exons. Bases 1 to 1311 code for a protein of 436 amino acids. Gene Ontology annotation, biological process: translesion synthesis.